AUGUAAACAUAAGACUUAGUGGAAUAUUUGGAAUAAGAUGUUAAACACUUUAAUUAACUCUUCGCUUUCAUUCCUUACCAACCCUCAUUUUAUAAUUACAUUACCAAAUAUCAAUUGAAAUCCAUUCAAAUGGAAUUAAAGAGUGAAGAAUUCUUACCCUCAAUCUUCGUUAAUGAUAAAUUGCAACAUAAAAUCAAAUAUCAUCAAUAAUUCAAAUAAGCAUAUGGUUUAACUAAUUCCUUUGAAUUUGACAAUACUAUCUCUAUUGAUAUCAUUUCAUAUGAUAUAGAAGAAACUUAUAAAGAGUAAACAAUUUAUUAAUUAAUAAAUAGGAAGUUAGAAAAUGAUAAUCUAUAUCCAAUCUUAUUGAACUUUGCUGUCUCCAAUUCUAAUUGGAAUAUAGAUUAACUUGUUUAAUUCUUUAAUCAAAAAGCUUGUUCAUACAAUACUAUCAAUAUUGAUUUACUCUUUUUGAAUCUAUUUCGAUUUGCAUUGUACUUUUAAAAAUCUAAUCAAAUCACUACAUUAUUACAUUAUCCAUCUAUUAAAUUUAGAUUAUAAGAAAUAAGACAUACUAAUAAAUUUGUUGAAACACCCUUAACUAAAAUGAUUACUAAAUCUAGAUCAAGCCAAAAAAAAGAAAAAGUAUAAUAUAAAUUUGGAUUUCUCUCUCUAGAUUAAUCAAAUAGAAUCUUUCCAUUAAUGAUUCAAGAUCCUUUAAUCUUUUAGUUACCAUUAAUAGGUACUUGGCUCUAUUCCAAUGAUCCAUAUGAUGAACCAUUAAAUAAUAGAUAAUACAUAUGGACAAUGUUAACUGAAUUUAUUUGUAGUCCAUAUAUUACUAGAAGAAUUUGUAAAGAUCAAUAUGAUCAAUUUCUAUUUAUUUAAUUCCAAAAGAAUUAAUCUCCUCAAUUUUUUGAAGUCAGUAUUCAAGAAGAUCCUUAAUAUAAAAUUGUAAGAUCAUAAGAGAAAAUUAUUAAUUUAGACCAUCAUUAAAUUGAUUUAGCCUCUGCUUAACCUUUUAAUUCUAUUGAAAAACUCUCAGAUUUAUAUAAUCCUAUCAAUCAUAUAAAUAAAGUUGCCAUUCAUACAUCUAAUUUUACUAAACAAAAAAUUUAAUCUCCAGAAUAAAUUUAAACUAUAGAAUAAUCAUUUUAAUAAGAAAGCACAGUCAAAUAACCACCACUUCCAUAACCUUUAGAUUCAAAUCAAAGUUAUUAAUCUGCUAACUUUCCUUAAAAUUAACAUCUAACUGAAAGAUUAGUCAUUAUAUAAUCUGAAUAACUUAAAUUAAUGCAAACUUAAAUUAUUGAUUUAUAAAGGGCACUUCUCUAAUAGGUAUCUCUUAAACUUUAUAUAGAUGUAAAAACCUUAAAUUUAACAACCUAUGAGUCCUCCAAGAAAUGAAUAAACAUUUCAUCCAACCAAUAAAAGAAUUGGCUUACCUGUUUAAAAAAUUGAUUUCCUCAGUGAAUAAUUGAAAUUAAAAACUUAAUCUAAAAAAAAAGAAUAAGAAAUUGAAGAAUUAGCUUAAUAAAUUUUAUGUGAUAAAAUUGAAUCUAUGCAAAAUUCAACAAGAAAUUCUAUCAAUAAAUUAAUCUCAUAAAAUAAUUCCAAUAAUUCUGACAAUUCUAAUCAAUUUAAAAUUUCUACAAAUAAAAAAUAAUCUUUAGGUGAUCUUAUUAUAUCUAUGAAAGACAGUGACAUUAAAAGAUAAAUUAAAAGAAAUUAAGCCAUGAUUUAAGAUAUCAAUGGAAAUAAUCAACAUGAAAAUCAUUAAUAUCAUUCUUAAUCUUUGUCUCCAUUUUCUUUACAGAAUUAAUAAUCAGAUAAAAAUCAUUUUUUAUAAAUUCAAUCCCCAACCUUCAAUUAAUCAAAGGAUGUUUCUUAAUUUAAUUAUAUGACUAAUAAUACAUUUUAAUAAGAAAGUCCUGUCAAAUAUGUUAGAAUUGAUUAAUUCACUUAAUAAUUAUAAUAAUAAUAAUAAUAAUAAUAAUAAUAGUAAUAGUAAUAAUAAUAGUAAUAAUAGUAAUAGUAAUAAUCACAUUUAUAAUAAUAAUAAUACUAAUAAUAAUAAUAGAAUUUAUUAUUACAAUAAUAAUAACAUCUUUAGUUUUCAUAAUAAUAAUAAUCCCAAAAGAAAUCCUAGUAGUUGCAAUCUUCAAACAAAAAAUAAUCUGUUUUAAUAUCAUCUAUUUAGAAAUCAUAUAAUAAGUAUGAUUUAAUUUAAUGAAUUAGAGAAAAUAUUAUGUCCAAUAAUUAAUUAGAGUAGAGUGCUGGAUCCAAAGCUAUGCCUAAGAUUAAAUUUAAUUUAAAGGAUUAUGACGACUCUGAUUCUGAUGAAGAAGUUAAAAAGUUACAAAUGAAAUACCUAAAGAAACGAUGA
Paramecium sonneborni is the source of this 2386-nucleotide messenger RNA. Lineage: Eukaryota; Ciliophora; Oligohymenophorea; Peniculida; Parameciidae. The record is from the annotation of a GenBank genome assembly.